UGUGCUUUGAUAUGCGUUGUUGGUAGCCCUGAAUCGGCUAAUGUCAUUCUGAACUACAGCUGGGCGCCAGCUGAUAGAAAAUUGAGCGAGAAAAGUCAAUAAGGGUGUGCAUUUAUACUAUUGAUAACGUGGCGAUAUAGUGAAAUUGCGUUUGUUAUGUGAAUUACAGGUGUUGUUUAUGUUGAUAGUGAAGUAAUAUGUCUGUUCAAAAUAUCGCUGUGAAACUUUGCGGUGUUUUGCAAGGCCAAAGUGAAGAAGAGGUGACCGCAAGAGAAUGGCGCUUGCUCGGGCAAGAGGACGACGGAACCCAAGUACUCUCCUGGGUCUCCACAAAGGACGACAAAGAAGUGCUAAACAUUGGGGUCUACACCAACAAAACUAAAUCUCUAGUCAUUCUACACACAUUUGAGGAGAAACUUAACAUCAUCCAGGCUUCAGUCAAUGCGAGUCACAGCCUGCUCGUUUAUUCCGUGAAACAACUGCCUGCUGAAGAUUCUGAGAUAAAGGAGCCCCUGUAUUGUCCAUAUUUGAUAUGUCUACUGCCAGACAAGGAUAGAACUCCGCAUGGGAUAGAGGAAGGUUCUACGAAGCAGAUUAUGGUGCAGUAUGUGUAUGGGAAAAGCAAUAAGUACAGUCCAGGAAUAAGGAAUGAUAGAUUCUUGCUGUUUAAGCAUUUGGAAUAUAUCAAAGUAUACCGAAGCCCGCUGUUCCUGAACGAGUGCGAGGACGGCAGCGAGCGCUGGGGCUUCGACGGCGUGUACACGGAGCCCGAGACGGUCGUCAACGUGUUCUCGUGGGCGCAGUGGGACGCCACCAACCAGGUGCUGUACUACAUCCACUACCGCGCGCCCGCGCAGAGUUUCGCCGAAGAGGAAGUGAAGUCUCCGUGUGACGUGUCGCCUACUCUGUCUGCUCUGCAGUUCCACGCCGACCUGCCUCACGAGACCGUGCUGAACAUCCCCCUCUCGCUCCCGCACGUGCACGCGGCGGCGGCGUGCGGCGCCUACGAGGACGACCCCGUGCCGCUGCGCGUGCACGACUGCUCGCUGGACCUGAGCAUCGCGUGCCGGCCUAACGGAGUACUGUGCGUCGUGCACCAUUAUCUGUAUAAGCCCCUUGACGAGUCCACGAGCUCCCUGGUCCUCGAAGACAGCGCAGACCUCAAGGACUCGGGGGUCAACUUCGCCUACUCGGUCACAGUGCUGCAACACGGAUGCGUCAUCCACAGUGUGCUGCCCGACCUGCCCUGGACCCUAGCCAAGGCGCUGAGACCCUCGCACACCCUGUAUAACGAUGACCACCUCCUAGUUCACAUCCCGCACCUGUUCACGCACCUCAUCGACAUCAGCCCGGAGCACGCGCCCUGCCACCACGUCGUGCUGCCGUGUGACGAGGCGGGCGGCGCGCUGGCACCGCUGCAAGGAUGGGGACCCCAUGCUAUGGUCGAUCUCUCCACGCUAGACGUCGUAACACUGAGCAUAUCGGAGAAGGAUCUCGUGUCGGCCUUCAAGAACACCGUAGCUGAGAACAAGAUUGCCAUCGUGCACUAUCUAGUGGAGCACGAGGGCAACACAGAACUGGCUGAAGAGCUGAUAUCCUGGUUGUCUCUAAACCAGCGUCCAAAAGACGGAGACGUUUUUGUCCGAGCGAUGCAGGAAUAUCUCAUAGCGAGCGCUUUUUCUUUAACUCGGCGAUCGUUGCCCGCCUCCGCUGUCCCACUGCUGGACUACCUACCCAGCGUGCUGCAGACCGAGCUCCAUGACGUUAGGGUCAGAGAUGUGUGCGUGAGCGUGAGCCAAGAGCAGCUCUGGUGCGGAGCCAGCGUAGUCCUCGCUCCUCGACAGCGCGUCUGCCAGUUCAGCGAGGAUGCCUGGACCAGGCUGUGGCGGAGGCUGUCGGUGCCCGCGCCGGCGCGGGCCGACCCGCAGGCGGUCUCUAAGCGGCUGGCCAUGACCAUGCAUUGCUAUCAACCGGAAGCUCUGUCUCGCGGCAGCACCCCUCUGUCCCCCAUGGCCGCGGGGGGAGGCCUGGGCGCGCUCUCGGGCUUGCCGGCGCCGCGCCGCCCCUCCGCGGCCAGCCACGACGCGCUGCCGUUCGUCGAGCUAGACGUCUGUACCGCUAGUAGACAGGAGCACGUUACUGCGGCGAACCUCCGCGCCAUAAGCACGCAUUUGCUGCGCGGCGCGGGCUCGGGCUCGGGUGCUGAUAGCGUGCACGCGGCGGCCACGCGCUACGUGUCGGCGCAGCUCGACGCCGCGCGCGCGCUGUGCCGCGCCGCGUGCAGGGCCGUCGGGGCCACCACCGCGCAGCAGAAGGGAUUCGCGUUCAUUGAAGAAAUGGAAGGCACCCACGCGCUAAUAGUGUUCAAAGUGUUAGAGCAGUACUACCUGGCGUGUGUCCGCGUCUCGUUCCCGCUGCCCGCGGGGUUCGGCUCGUGGUUCGCGCGCCUCGCGCACCGCGCCCUGCCCUUCCCCGCGCUGGUCGGGCUCGUGCACAGGGGCGUGUUGGAGAUGCAGAUAGACGUCAUGAAGGAUAUCAUCGCCACGAAAGAUACAGACGAGCGCACAGUGAAGAACAAGCUGCGGCUCAUCCAGCUGAUCGGGGAGGGGCGCGCGAGGCGCACGCUCGCCGCGUGGCCGCACAGGGCUGCGCUGGUGCUGCGCGCGCGCGAGCACGCCGCCGCGCUGCUGUCGGGCGCCGGCGCGGGCGCGGCGCCGCGCGAGCGCCGCCCCAAGCCGCACGGACACGGCAUCGCGGCGCUGCCGUCGGGCGAGCGGCUGUCUCCCCUGGACACGUUCCUGGACCUCCUGACGGCCAAGGCUUCCCUCAACGACCUGGACUUCAACCUCAUCAUCGAAGCCACGUUGGCCCUAGUGCAGCAGGACGCUGCCAACUAGAAUA
Molecule: messenger RNA, 2901 nt
Organism: Cydia amplana
Lineage: Eukaryota; Metazoa; Arthropoda; Insecta; Lepidoptera; Tortricidae
Gene: pigeon
Product: protein pigeon
Exons: 16
Coding region: 198-2897 (899 amino acids)
Biological process (GO): positive regulation of amyloid-beta formation
Cellular component (GO): trans-Golgi network
Source: RefSeq, a predicted model, not a curated record